Chinchilla lanigera (long-tailed chinchilla) is the source of this 2342-nucleotide messenger RNA. RefSeq names its product transcription elongation factor A (SII), 1 (gene Tcea1). Gene Ontology annotation, molecular function: nucleic acid binding; zinc ion binding. The record is from RefSeq and is a predicted model, not a curated record. NCBI's taxonomy places the organism in Eukaryota, Metazoa, Chordata, Mammalia, Rodentia, Chinchillidae. Gene Ontology annotation, cellular component: nucleus. Gene Ontology annotation, biological process: positive regulation of transcription by RNA polymerase II; DNA-templated transcription; transcription elongation by RNA polymerase II.
GCUGGAGCACUGGAUUUGCUGAAAGAGCUUAAGAAUAUUCCCAUGACUCUGGAAUUAUUACAGUCCACAAGAAUCGGAAUGUCAGUUAAUGCCAUUCGCAAGCAGAGUACAGAUGAAGAAGUUACGUCUUUAGCAAAGUCACUCAUCAAAUCCUGGAAGAAGUUACUAGAUGGGCCAUCAACUGAUAAAGAUCCUGAAGAAAAGAAAAAAGAGCCUUCGAUCACAUCACAGAACAGCCCUGAAGCGAGAGAAGAAAGUAGUUCCAGUGGCAACGUCAGCAGCAGGAGGGAGGAGACCAACGCCCGCGACACCUACGUGUCGUCGUUUCCCCGUGCGCCAAGCACGGCCGACUCCGUGCGGUUGAAGUGUCGGGAGAUGCUCGCUGCAGCUCUCCGGACAGGAGAUGACUACAUUGCCAUUGGAGCUGAUGAGGAGGAACUAGGAUCUCAGAUUGAAGAAGCUAUAUAUCAAGAAAUAAGGAAUACAGACAUGAAAUACAAAAAUAGAGUACGAAGUAGGAUAUCAAAUCUUAAAGAUGCGAAGAACCCAAAUUUAAGGAAAAAUGUAUUGUGUGGGAAUAUUCCUCCUGACUUAUUUGCUAGAAUGACGGCAGAGGAAAUGGCCAGUGAUGAGCUCAAAGAGAUGCGGAAAAACUUGACCAAAGAAGCCAUCAGAGAGCAUCAGAUGGCCAAGACGGGAGGAACCCAGACUGACCUGUUCACCUGUGGCAAAUGUAAAAAGAAGAAUUGCACUUACACGCAGGUGCAGACGCGGAGUGCCGAUGAGCCCAUGACGACCUUCGUGGUCUGUAACGAGUGUGGGAAUCGAUGGAAGUUCUGUUGAGUUGGAAGAAUUGGAUCUGGACCAUUAAGAAAAUGGAUUUUGUAAUUAGCUUUAAAACUAGGGCAAGCAAUUAGUUUUCCUGCAAGUCAGGGUUUUAAAAUGACAUACAUCCCACAAAUUAGUUUUUGGAUUUUGAUCUAACAUCCCUUCCUCAAAUGCCUUCUGUAGUUUCACAUGAGUAGGAAAACCAUACGAUAAUUGUAUGAUAUCUGUUUCAAUACUUUUUUUCAUUUUUAUAAGUAAGUUGAUAUUAAUCUUUUCUCAAUUAAACUUUUGACAGUUUAUUUUUAUUUUUUUCUUCUUGAAGUGUUCUUAACUUUUUACAGUCUGAAACAUACAUAGUAGAAAUUGUUGUUCUUUGUUAAUGAAUACAUAACCAGAAGUUACUUUCUUCAUAUUGGCCUGUACCCAGAAAUAAUAGAGGAAGCAAAAAGGUAAAAUAAUUUUAGGUUUACAGAUAUGGUAUGUCUUCAAGUAAUUCUUGUCCAGCUAAUCUAAAUUGUACAUAUUUGAAAUAGUAUCUAAUUUGAUUUUAUUAUUAUGUUCACAAACCUGCAAUAAGAAGAUACCAUUUUGCAUCUGUAACUAACCCUUGCUCAUCACUUCUUGUACGUGUAUAUUACUUGUUCGUAAUAGAUUCUACUUUUGGAAAUACAGCUUUGUUGAAGUCAUUCUGGUUUUAUUGUUUAUUUACCUAUUUGACUUUGUAGUGUAUUUCAGUUUUGCAGAAACUAAAAUAGUGUAGUAGGCUUUCAGAAAUCCUCUCACAGGCAAAGAAUAAAAGCUUCUGACGAUUUUUUCCCUCACAGGAAGACAUCCGGGGAAGAGAUUGUUAGUGCACUGGUAGUGUCAUUAUCGUAAACAGUUCAUGCAUAGGUUUUGAUUUCAAAUCUAUACUGACCAAGGAUUAAGCAUAAAAAUUGUAUGGAUCAUUAAAGCUGUGGUCUUCUCAUACAGAGACUGGUAGAAAGUAUUUUUGUUCGGAGUCGUACUUUUUGUCCUUUUCUGUUAGUGUUUUCCACCUGGACAUGUGGGCUAUACAAGCAGUCUUAGAGCGCAGAUCUGAAGUUAAGUUUUACUUCUGUUUAAGAGUAUGCCGUUCGUUCUGUUAGUAAUAAGAAAGGCGGUUUUCACGGAGUCUGCUGGGUACCGUCGCUGCGGCACAUCCUAACGACCGCCAGCGCGGAGCCUCCAGCCGCCCUGCGGGCUGCGGAGGGCCUCUGUGCACGCUGGCGCUCCGCUCUGCCCUGCCAGCUUCCUGACUGGAAGUCGUCUCGUGGUAACAGCGAGGGUGCCCAGGACCAGGGCCGGCCGUGGGUGCCAGCCCCCCUCCGCUUUGUUAGCUCCCGGGUGAACCGUCUGCUUCGUCGUUGCAAAAAUAAAGUGCAUUUCUGAGAGAAUGGGUUUAAGAAGAAUGAAGUUAAAAUAGUUCGAUUUUUAAAUUAAGUGAUUGAUUUUAAAAUUUGUAAUUCAAUAAAAUUUUGUUGUUGUUAACUGUG